AUAAAUAAUCGAUGGGGCCCGAUAUGUGCUGCUUAGCCCAUUGCUGCUCACUUCAUUUUAUUAAACUAUAUUUUAAUGAAAAACAUUAAAAUUUGUAGUUAACAACUUAAAAUAAAAAAAGGUAAUUCAAUUUUGGAUUUUACUCCCUUAAUUAAAGCGAAAACUCUGUUUCACAUCCAUCGACCAUCAAAGUGUUAACAUUUUGUUUUUAAAAAUGCUGCAAACAAAUCGUGUUCUUCAAAAAGAGCAAACUGAACUAUAUGCCAUCCAAAAGAAGUUGGAGCAAGUGCUACCCGUCAUCCAGGAGGCAUUAAACUCAUUAAAGGUGGAUGAACUGCAUCUUAAGACGCAGGUGUUGGGUUUGCAGAACACGCCAAUGGAAUGGACUCCUGCCAUAGAUCCCCUGCAAUUAGACCUCACUGAACAGUCUCAGAUCCCAUCUGUAAUGGAGUCUGAGCACAUCAACAGCCAGAAGAUAGAUCUUGGCAUGUUAAGCCAAUUAAGGCAGUACGACGAGGAAAUCGACUCGGACUAAAACGUUUAUUAUAGGCAGCAUCUUGGCUAGAACAUCACCAGACCACGUACAUUUAGGGAACUUAAAUAAUAAAUACAGUACAGUAUA
Molecule: messenger RNA, 622 nt
Organism: Drosophila rhopaloa
Lineage: Eukaryota; Metazoa; Arthropoda; Insecta; Diptera; Drosophilidae
Exons: 3
Coding region: 215-535 (106 amino acids)
Biological process (GO): transcription by RNA polymerase II; transcription initiation at RNA polymerase III promoter
Cellular component (GO): nucleus
Source: RefSeq, a predicted model, not a curated record